Hibiscus syriacus is the source of this 1008-nucleotide messenger RNA. Its product is annotated as probable WRKY transcription factor 7. The transcript is spliced from 3 exons. NCBI's taxonomy places the organism in Eukaryota, Viridiplantae, Streptophyta, Magnoliopsida, Malvales, Malvaceae. Bases 33 to 899 code for a protein of 288 amino acids. Gene Ontology annotation, molecular function: DNA-binding transcription factor activity; sequence-specific DNA binding. The record is from RefSeq and is a predicted model, not a curated record. Gene Ontology annotation, biological process: regulation of DNA-templated transcription.
UCUUCUGUAUAUCUAUAAACUGCUUUUGCUCGAUGACCGUGCAAUUGAUGAUGGGGUACGGUGGUGGUAACAGUUUUACUGGGAAAACGGAAGAAGCUGCUUUGAGAGAAGCUGCAAAUGCUGGGAUUCAAGGUUUGGAGGAAUUGAUAAGAUUGAUGUCUAAAAGUCAGAAGCUUUGCAACCUAGGUGCUUGUUCAGAGCCAGCGAUGGAGAUCCAAGCUGUUGCAGAUAACACUGUAAAUUCCUUCAAGAAGGUUAUUUCUUUGUUGGGUCGAUCCACAACUGGCCAUGCUCGAUUCAGACGUGCUCCCCAACAAGAAGAUUCACAACAACGUCGAGAGAAGAUUCAAGUAAGAAAGGAUGAAGCCUUUGGUUUUAAGCCUGUUUGUGCAACCCCAAGUUAUAGGUUGCCUCCUUUGCCGAGUAAAAGCGUUAUGUCUUCAGUGACUGGGGAUACUGAUAGCAUGAUGCAGCCAUCUUUCUCUUCGCGAUUUCAAUUCACUGGUACUUCUCAUGGUAAACCUCCUUUGUCUUCCUCUUUGAGAAGGAAGUGCAAUUCCAUGGAUGCUCUAAGGUGUAGAUCUUCCUCUGCUCGUUGCCAUUGUUCCAAGAAAAGGAAAUCGAGAGUUAAGAGAGUGAUUAGAGUUGCAGCUAUUAGCAACAGGAUGGCUGAUAUUCCUCGUGAUGAUUAUUCUUGGAGAAAAUAUGGCCAAAAACCAAUCAAAGGUUCUCCUCAUCCAAGGGGGUAUUACAAGUGUAGCUGCGUCAGAGGCUGCCCUGCAAGGAAACAUGUAGAGCGAGCUGUAGAGGACCCAAUGAUGCUCAUUGUAACAUACGAAGGGGAUCACAAUCAUAGCCAAAACAUUAGCGCUGCCCCUUUGCUCAUGGAAUCAUCUUAAGUCCCCACCAUCUAUAGGAUAGACCCGACGCACCAUCAUCUCUUUGAAAAUAGUAAAUUUUAUAUGAAUAAUUCUUUUUUUGUUCUCUAAAUUAUUAUAAAAUUUGUUC